CUGAUAAAUGAAGAACACAUGAAAAUAGUGAACUAGCUAGAAGAUAUGUUACAGUUGCUGUAUUGUUCAUUGCCAUAAUGUACUGCAGUUUUGUACUACCUGCACGACAGAAACUGUUUGUCAAAUCAAAUCAGAUUAAUUUGUUGUUUAAAAGUGUCUGUUACGUAUAUUAUCUUGUCAGAUUUCAGGAUAUAAUCCUUGUAAUUAAUUAUGCUUUUUAUGGCCUGUUCUUUUCCAGAAUUGAAAAUUUUGCACAAAUGGACACAUUUACUGAAUUUGACUUAUUCUCUGAUGGUAUAUGUCACCUUCAAGCUCAAAGGUAUACAUUCCAUUAGUUUGGAUACAGCAUCCUUCAGUAUCCAAAACUAAAAACAUUCCAUUAUGAAGAAUAAGUAAUUUAUUACUCAAAGGUGUAAGUAUGUUAGGUUGACAGAUCAACACAUAACAGGAUGCAUUCCUUAAAACUCAUUGAUGGGUGUAUGUUAUUAUAUGUUACAUUGAUUUCAUAAGGAUGACAUUUCUUGUUGCCCAAUUUAUAUUAUAUUAUAUUCAAGAAAAAUAAAAGAUAUGAACAUAGGAAGGGCAUACAAAAUUAUGUAUUUAGGCAUCGUCAGAUAAUAAAUGGGAUAGCCCAUCACAGUCAGUGAUCCUCUUCAAACAAUUUUAUUUGCAUGAAAAUGGUCUGUGAAUAAUAAUUGCCCUUUUUAAUUAGAAAGUAGGGUGAUUCCUAUGUAAUAUUAAGUUUAUUUAAUUGUAUUUUCUUUUAUUUUGCUCACUUAACAUAUAAAUAGUUCUAUUACUCUGUAAUGUUAAAACAGAUAUUAAAAGAAAUAUAUGGCCUGGAUUCUUCAAUAAUAAAUUCAAUUAUUUUGUUAUAAAUAUAAUAAGUGAAAAUUAUUUAAUUGGUAAAAUAUAAACUCCAUGUCUCAAUUCAAUAUUAAAAUAUCUGAAAUUAUAAAAUGCAUUAAUUGUUUUUUUGUUCCAGUUAUAAUGUGUGUAUUGUGUAUUGGAAUUUUCUUCAGGUUUUUGUAACCCUUCCACUGUCACGAUGCAUUUCUGCAUCUUGUGUCUUUCAUGUUAUGUGUAGGUGAUUGCCAUUCUGAUUAAAACAUUUUCAGGCCUUUGCCCAAGGCACAUAACAUAAUUCAGUUCUUUUAACAUCUUUUAGCUGCAUUUUAGAAUAUUGGUUUGAAGUAUUUUUAGAAGAUAUUGUUUAUGUUUCAAGAAACUUCAUAAUGUAUGCCUGGAAUUGUUAUUUUCUACGUAUCUGUAGGAAUUGCUCAAGAAACUGAAGGUUAAUCAAUUUUAUUUUUCCCAUAAACCCUUUGAAACAUAAUGCUGAGUUGCAACGUGAAAGUGAAAGGGUGAGACAUACUAAUUUUUUAAUGAAUAUGCCAAACUCUUAUUUCUGUUCUGUUUUAUAAUACGAGAACAGCAAUGUGAAGGAUUAGUAUUUCUCAUAUAUUUGGUCAGUUUUAGCCAUUGUCAUUUUAGUUGACUGCAGAACACUGUUAUUUCUGGCCGUGGGUAUACAUUUCAUUGGUAUAAAAGAAAGUGGACUGUGCCUUAUUUGAUGUAGUAGUAAUAAGCAUAAUGAUUGCAGUAUCUAUGUACAAUAAAAGAAAUGUUGUGUGUCAGGAAUUGUGUCACUUUAUUUACAAAAUAUGUUUCAGACUUGGCAGUCCUUCAGAAUCUGUCAUAUUAAGCUACUAGAUUCCACUGUAGUGGAUCAGAUCUGGUUAUACAUUUUUUUAAUUGUGUGUACAUUUAAUGCCACAAAUGGAUGAAAUCCCAUAUUAAUCUGGAGUUGCCAUCUGCCAACCAGCAUGCUGACUAUUGUUCUUCCAUAGGAUAACACAAUCCACCAAGUAGCAAAGAUUUCCAACACAUUGCAGGACACCAGAGCCCAGGAAGGGGACACAAGAAAGGAACAACUGAAGAAACUGGAAGGUGUGAUGGAAGAGUGCUGCCUCCUGGAGAACAAGUAUCAAGUUUAUAAAGCAUCCCAUUUUGAGAUUCAGAAAAUGUUGAAACAGCAGAAUAAGAGUGAUGGUGAAGAAAGUGACACGCAAAAAAUAAAUAUCAGGGAGGUUUUUAACAGGAAGGUGGAGGAAAAGAGCGUUGGUGUUCCCAGUCCAAAGAAACACGAAAAAUAUAUUGCCUUUAAAAACAAUAAUAAGCUUCUACUGCAAGCGGAAGUCGGCGAUGACGAACUCAUGAUCAUGGGUUCCGAAGUGCUAAAUGUAGAUCCAAUAACAAAGCAGAUGAUGACAGAUCCGAUUCGCAUCAAGCAGUGUGGCCACACCUUUGAAAGAAGCAGCAUCAUGAGUCUUCUGAAGAACAGGCGUCACAUCAAGUGUCCCCUUCCAGGUUGCGUGCAGAAACAUGUAACUGUCAAUGAUCUGGAAGAGAACCGUGAACUGAAACUGCAACUGGGUCGGGCCUUGCAGGCCAAAGGGGCAAAUCCGAUUUAGUAGUUUCUGGAAGUUUGUAUGAA
This is a messenger RNA of Zootermopsis nevadensis, 2497 nucleotides long. The record is from RefSeq and is a predicted model, not a curated record. Lineage: Eukaryota; Metazoa; Arthropoda; Insecta; Blattodea; Termopsidae.